Molecule: messenger RNA, 1014 nt
Organism: Carcharodon carcharias (great white shark)
Lineage: Eukaryota; Metazoa; Chordata; Chondrichthyes; Lamniformes; Lamnidae
Exons: 6
Coding region: 1-1014 (337 amino acids)
Source: RefSeq, a predicted model, not a curated record
AUGGAGCUCUCUCUGCUUUUCUUGCCGCUGCGUCCACUCACCUCCCAUCUCGUCUGCUUGGCGGUUUCAGUUGUCUUGUUCCUCAUUGUCAAGCUGCAAAGGAGAGGACGGUGGAGACCGAGAGAGUGUCCAGUGGAUCUCAAUGGCAAAACGGCCAUUGUCACAGGAGCUAACACAGGUAUCGGGAGAUAUAUUGCUCAGGACCUUGCCCAGAGAAAUGCCCGUGUGAUCCUGGCCUGUCGUAGUUUGGAACGAGGAGGGAGAGCGGAGAGAGAGAUCCGGCGCAGGACAGGGAAUAAUAAUGUUCACCUCCGCAUCCUGGACACCAGCUCCAUGGAGUCUGUGCGGAAGUUCGUCGAGCAGAUUAAGAAGGAGGAGAAACGACUGGAUAUCCUUGUAAAUAACGCAGCCGGCUCAGGUUUAAAGGAGACAAUCACUUCCGAGGGUUUGGGACUGAGCAUUGCCACUAACCACCUGGGCCCAUUCCUCCUGACCAACCUGCUGCUCGACCUGAUGAAAUGUUCUCAGAGCGCCCGGAUUGUGAAUGUCUCUUCGAUGAAUCACAAAAAGGGGAAGAUCGACAUUAGGCAUUUUAAAGGAGAGAAUCUCCCAAGAUUCCAGGUUGCUGCAAUGUACAACAACACCAAACUAAUGAACAUGCUGUUUACCAGGGAGCUUUGCAAUCGGCUUCAUCACACAGGUGUGACAGUGAAUGCUGUUCACCCCGGAGUGGUGAUGACAGAAAUUUUGAGGGACUACAAUCUGCUCCUGAGAAUUAUCUUCAACCUGAUUGGAAUCUUCUUCUUCAAGUCUUCAGAGGAAGGAGCGGUGAGCACCAUCUACUGUGCUGUGUCUAAGGAAAUGGAGGGUGUCAGUGGGAAGUACAUCGACAGUGAUUGCUCUGUCACUCUGCCCAGUCCAACAGCACAAGACCAAGCCUUAGCUAAAAAGCUGUGGGACAUCAGUGAGUCACUCACCGGCCUCGACAAGCGGACAACUGGAGAGUCAAGUUAA